Molecule: messenger RNA, 1882 nt
Organism: Eurytemora carolleeae
Lineage: Eukaryota; Metazoa; Arthropoda; Copepoda; Calanoida; Temoridae
Product: cell division cycle protein 20 homolog
Exons: 14
Coding region: 43-1578 (511 amino acids)
Biological process (GO): positive regulation of ubiquitin protein ligase activity; anaphase-promoting complex-dependent catabolic process; positive regulation of anaphase-promoting complex-dependent catabolic process
Cellular component (GO): anaphase-promoting complex
Molecular function (GO): ubiquitin ligase activator activity; anaphase-promoting complex binding; protein binding
Source: RefSeq, a predicted model, not a curated record
UUCCAAAAGAGAUUAUCAACGGCUGUGUUUAGCGUAGUGAAAAUGUCUAAUUUUAAUUUUGAUCAACAGUUGACGGAUGCGCUGAAAUUAGAUUCUACUUUGAAUAGUUCCAUCUCCCGUUUAAGUUUAAAACCAACCUCGAGAGGAAACCUUUCAGGAAUUGGUUUGAACAGAUCCCGCUCUGCUUCCCGUGUAUCUCCGUCCCUACUCUCAUCCAAACCUAAACAGUUCAGUCGGAGCAAAUCUCCUGCUAGAUCUAAAACUCCAACCAGGAUUGGAGUUCCAGAGGUUUACAAGAGAAAUCAGACCGGAGCUGACAGAUUUAUUCCUAACCGCAGUACAACGGACAUGGAGUUUGCAUCUCACAGCCUCGCAACCUCCGAGGAGGAUACGGAUACUCUAUCCUCAACCCAACUAGAGAGAAGGAGGUACCUGGAGGAGAACCUAAACCUUAACAACCAACCUGGAGAUUCAAGGAUUCUUUCUUUCAAAUCAAAAGCUCCGGCUGCCAAGGACGGAUAUCAGAACAAUAUGAAAAUCUUGUAUUCAGCUGGAAAACCAGCAGCUCCUAAAGCCUCCAAUACCAGACAGGUCUCUAGUACAGCUGAGAGAAUCCUAGAUGCUCCUGAUAUGAUGAAUGACUUCUAUCUUCAUCUCAUUGAUUGGUCGAGUCUGAACCAUGUUGCUGUAGCGCUGAACGGGGGAAUGUAUAUCUGGAACGCUACGGAUGGAACGAUCCUUCAACUGUUCCAAGAUGAGGAGGAACAGUAUGUUAGUAGUGUUAAAUGGGUUAAGGAAGGAAACGUGCUGGGAGUGGGGGACAGCGAGGGGAACGUUCAGCUCUGGGAUGUUGCAAACACUAAGAUUAUCCGAACUAUGCGAGGGCAUUCUGGACGGAUUGCAACCAUGGACUGGAACCAGCAUAUUCUGGCUAGCGGAGGCAGGGAGGGAGAUAUUCAUCUUCAUGAUGUUAGGAUAGGAGAUCAUCAUGUUGCUACUCUUAGAGGACAUUCUCAGGAGGUCUGUGGAUUAACCUGGUCUCCUCAUGGUAACUAUCUGGCUAGCGGCGGUAACGAUAAUACGGUUCAACUGUGGGACCCGGCGGUUCUCCGCCCUAUCAAGAGUAUAACGGAGCACUUGUCGGCGGUGAAAGCUGUCUCCUGGUGUCCAUGGCAGGCGGGUGUGUUGGCUACCGCCGGCGGUACAAUCGAUAGAACUAUCAGGUUGUGGAAUACUGCAAACAUGACCCAAAUAAACAGUUUAGAUACAGGUAGCCAAGUAUCCAGUAUAGUCUGGAACACGGAGUACAAGGAACUAGUGUCCGGACACGGAUUCAGUCAGAACCAACUCACAGUUUGGAAAUAUCCUAGUCUAGCCAAGGUUACUGACCUGAAUGGACACACUAGCCGAGUUCUACUUCUAGUUUCAUCACCAGAUGGAAGCAGUGUCGCUAGUGUAGCAGCUGAUGAAACCAUCAGGUUCUGGAAUAUCUGGCCUCGCCAGGUUAAAGAGAAGAAACCUCUUGGAAAAUCUGGACGCAGCCAUCCUGUUUCUCUGCUGGCACAGAGCAUUCGAUAAUACUCAUUCAGUUCUCUUAAAUUUGAAAAUAAUAUUUUAUCUUUUCCUCUUCUCUCCAUUCUCUUUCAUUCUCCUACCCCCUCCCCUCUUGGCUGUUCCUUCUCUCCCCGCCUCUCGUGUCUAUUCCUUCUGUUGUGUUAUUUUUAAAACCUUUCCAGUUUUCUCGUCCCUAAUAUCUUUCUCUGUCUGUCUCUAAUUGCAUUCCCAAAAUGCGCUAGAAAAAAUAUUUUAUUUAAAUUUUUGUGAUCUCAUUAAUUUACGCUUAUAAACUCGACUGAAAAUAAAUAUUUUUACAGUACCAGUA